This is a messenger RNA of Hibiscus syriacus, 552 nucleotides long. RefSeq names its product 4-hydroxybenzoate polyprenyltransferase, mitochondrial-like. NCBI's taxonomy places the organism in Eukaryota, Viridiplantae, Streptophyta, Magnoliopsida, Malvales, Malvaceae. Gene Ontology annotation, cellular component: mitochondrial inner membrane. Bases 1 to 552 code for a protein of 183 amino acids. Gene Ontology annotation, molecular function: transferase activity, transferring alkyl or aryl (other than methyl) groups. The record is from RefSeq and is a predicted model, not a curated record. The transcript is spliced from 3 exons. Gene Ontology annotation, biological process: ubiquinone biosynthetic process.
AUGGCUUCCAUUUCGGUCUCUGGUGCUUCUCUCGUUUCUACACACCCAACAACGAGGAUGUUGAAGCAUCACCCUAUCCUCAACAUCCCAUUCGCGAAUCCAUCUUUAUUUUCUCGGAAGAUUGAUUGGUCGACAUGCCGGUCCUCGAGUUACAAAACCCGAGUUGCUAGCAUGUCGACAACCACGUCUCCGUCUCCGGUAGGCGGCAAAGGUGACCGAAAGCUAAUCAACGUGCGUCCGAAUGAGGACGUUGUUAAAGUUUCACCGUGGGUUGAGUACUUACCCCAAGAAAUUCAGCCUUACGCUAAGCUUGCUCGUGUGGAGAAGCCUAUCGGUACAUGGCUACUGCUUUUUCCAUCGGCUACGUUGGCGGCAUCCAUCGGAAGCCUCCCUGAUCACAAGACUUUAGCUGUAUUUGCUUGUGCAUGUCCACUUUUGAGGGGUGCUGCUUGUACCAUUAAUGAUUUCCUUGAUCGUUACUUUGAAAAACUGGUGGAGCGUACAAAAUCGAGACCGAUGGCAAGCGGCGCUGUCACACCGUUUACAGCUUGA